UUCUGAGAAUCAGACGCUGUUACGUAACCAACCGUCCGCGCGGCUCCAACUAGUGCGUCACCGCGCGCCCAGUCAACAAACACGUGUCGUCAUCACCGCCAUCAUCCUGACGUCACUCGGCGGGGGUUCCUGAAGUGCAGACCAAAACAUGGAGGAGUUUAACCCCUUCAUCACCGCGGCUGAUCGGUGAACAAAAAUCAAUCAAUCAAUAACAAUCGUGACUUUUAAUUGAGGCUGUCCUCUUCUUCUCUUCUCUGAUUACAGGUGUUUUCACAGGUGCAUUCUGGGUGCAGGUGAUUGAUGACCAGACAGCCUCCUGCAGCUCCACCGGCAGGAAACACAGAGACAUCCAGUGUGGACGUGAUGAGACAACCGGGACGUCCAGCCGGUGACGGGGACAGCCCGGACACUGAUGAGUGGAGGAGUCCAGCAGUCGAUGUUUUUCCUCGGCCUUCCCGACCUGAAGAAGCUCUGCUGCGUCACUCUGAGUCUGCAGGAGGACGACGAGGAGCCGCGGAGCAAACAGCUCAAGACCUGCAGAGAGCUGGUGCUGCUGUACUCUGAUAUUUUGGUCUCUCCAGGUCUGGAUUCCUUCACUCAUGUCACAGUGGUCAUGGCUAUCCCGUUUUUCCAGAAAGGCGUCCUGCAGGCGUUUGGACAGAGACACGGUCUGCAGGUGGGCUCUCCUCAGUGUGUGUUUCCAGGUGUCCUCCAGUGUUGUCUGUCCUACUCGCUGAUCACCAGACUGUCCCCCAGCUGGAAUAAAGCAGGACUCUACCUCAUCAAUGGAAAAGACUUCCUGUCUGAGAGCGGGAGGCUCAACGCUGUCAGCGUGCAGCUGAGCACCUGCGAGGGUCACCUGUGCAUCAGCAUUGAAGCCAACACAGUCCGGCUGCCACCGACCACACUGGAGGACUUUGACCUCCCUCCGUUGGUGCUGCAGAGGUUCUGCAGUGACCCCGGCGCCGUCCUCAACCCCUCGUCCACCGGAGGAACAGUCUGGUGUCACAUCCUGCCCAGCAUGAAGAAAGGUCAGAUCAUCACCAUCAGCCGUCAACUGCCCAGAGACGGACCAUUCAGGACCUACAGAGACCUGCAGAAACACUGGAACUGCCUGUAUGGUUACAGACUCCCUGAUCUUGCAGAAGAAGAGGUGGUGUACUGCAGCGUCUACUUCAGACUCGUGGGAGAGAGACUCUUCACCAGUUACCCUCUGAGCUGUAUCCGCCUGCAGCCGGCGCAGCGCUGCCCGCGGGUCGACCUGCGGGGGGCGCUGGGCUCCUUCCUGUCCGACGUCAGGGGCCGACUGCAGAGUGUGUGCGGCUUCCCUGCUCGCCUCACCAGCAGACCCUGUUACCCACAGUGGGUCUGAACACUGCUGCGACUGUGCAGGUGCACAGUGGUGAGCAGGUCAACUUGACCACCUCCUCCUCCUCCUCCAUCAGGCCGGUCCUCACGCAGCUCCCUCCUCCUCCUC
Plectropomus leopardus (leopard coralgrouper) is the source of this 1477-nucleotide messenger RNA. The record is from RefSeq and is a predicted model, not a curated record. NCBI's taxonomy places the organism in Eukaryota, Metazoa, Chordata, Actinopteri, Perciformes, Serranidae.